Messenger RNA from Nasonia vitripennis (jewel wasp), 663 nucleotides. RefSeq names its product UPF0545 protein C22orf39 homolog. NCBI's taxonomy places the organism in Eukaryota, Metazoa, Arthropoda, Insecta, Hymenoptera, Pteromalidae. The record is from RefSeq and is a predicted model, not a curated record. The coding region runs from base 161 to 607 and encodes 148 amino acids. The transcript is spliced from 3 exons.
CCACAUUUGCCGAACAGCGUCGCUGCUAUGAAAGUGUGCCCACUCAUCGCCUAUCUGACUAUAUCUAUUUACCAUUGUUUUCAUUAAUAGUUUCAAGAUCCAACCUCAUUUUACAGUAUACCGAUGAUAAAAAUUAUUUAGUUAUUCGAUUGAUUUCGACAUGCCUGAAGAAGAAUCGAUAAAAAAAUCUCACCCAGACCAAUUCCUAAUAAGACCCUGUCAUUUAUAUAAAGAGGAAUUUCAUGAGUGUGAGAGGCCCAAAGGGAGAUUCCAUCAAUACUUUAUAUACGGGGAUUACCUUGAUUGUAACCAAUGGCAAACGGACAUUAAAAACUGCAACCUUUGGAAAGAAUCUGGCGAUGAACAAGCAUACGAAGAAUUAAUUGCGAGUGAAAGAAAACGCAGAUUAGAAAGAUUGAAACCACAUUAUCAAAAUGACGUAUGGAAGAAAAGAGACAAACCUCCAGAAAAUUGGAAUGCACCACUGCCAGAAUGGUUUGAGGAACAAAACAAAAAUUCUUAUUUAGCUGUAAAAGCUAGAGACAUCAGAAAUGGAACUGUGGAUGAUUUUGACAUGAAAAUGUAUAAUGCGUGUUCUAUACUGUAAAUUUAGCAAUAGAUUAUUAUUGUUUUGUAAAUAAUAAAAGCGGUUAUUUAUACAUA